AUGGGCAAUGAACUUGGAAGACUUGACAAAGUUAAAACCUCAUCAAUGCUGAGGCAAUCAAUUAGUCGCAUAAAUAUCCACAGAGGCAAGAGAUUAAAUGGAAUUGCCAAGAAAAAGGAUGAUAUUUGCAAGCAUCUCGAAAGCUCAAAUGAGACUAAUGCUAAAAUAUGGUGCGAGACAUUGAUAAAUGAUGAAGCAAUGAUUCCAGUUUAUGAUGUCAUUUCUAUCAUGUGUGAUCAACUGAAUGGAAGGUUAUCCACCAUUGAGAAGUUUGGACCACCAAAAGAUAUGGACUAAAACUUUCAUACUUUGAUUCAUGCUGGAGCCAAGCUAGACGUCGAUGAAUUGGUAGGAGUAAGACACCAAUUGAGCAAAUUACUCGGAAAGCAAUUCGUUAUUCAAAGCGAUACAGAUAUGACAUGCAUCAAUAAAGUGGUUGCAGAUAAUAUUGAUAUAAAGAUACCUGAACAAGGGCUUAUUGUACUAAGACUUGUGCAAUUAGCAAAGGAGAGAAAUAUUGACUACAAACCUUCUCACGAAUCUCAGAUUCUGCUCUAAGACUAUUGCUUGAGAAAGAAUCUUGCAAAUCCAUUAGAGGGUUCAGGAAAAGCAGUUGUUCAAAAUCUAAAUGAAUUGCCAGUAUACAACCCACCUCCUAUCAAUAAUAUGAUUGACCCAUCCAUGCACAAUUAGCAACCUCCUCCAUUUUUCUAACCACCUGCUGGAGGAAAUGGAAUAGGUUUCUAAUAACCCCCUCAACCAUUUAACUACUAGUCAUUCCAACCACCCCCUAAUUAGUAUCCUCCAAUGAACCAGCCACCACAGAAUUUCAACGCAGGAAUGUUCCCACCACCAAACAUUGGCUUGAAUAUUCAACCUAUUAACUAUGACAUGCCUCCACCUUAGAAUAACACUUAACCAAACUUCUCCAUUCCAGAUAACAACAACCCAAUGGGAGGGUAAAGUCAACCUGAUAUGGAGAGAUCUUAGAGCAGCACAAUGGAUGAUAUAGAAGCUAGACUUAACGCUUUAAAGAGACUAUGA
This is a messenger RNA of Stylonychia lemnae, 1044 nucleotides long. The record is from the annotation of a GenBank genome assembly. Lineage: Eukaryota; Ciliophora; Spirotrichea; Sporadotrichida; Oxytrichidae.